Messenger RNA from Rhipicephalus sanguineus (brown dog tick), 4784 nucleotides. RefSeq names its product protein farnesyltransferase/geranylgeranyltransferase type-1 subunit alpha (gene Fnta). Bases 25 to 960 code for a protein of 311 amino acids. Gene Ontology annotation, biological process: protein farnesylation; protein geranylgeranylation. The transcript has 3 exons. Gene Ontology annotation, molecular function: protein farnesyltransferase activity; CAAX-protein geranylgeranyltransferase activity. The record is from RefSeq and is a predicted model, not a curated record. Gene Ontology annotation, cellular component: cytoplasm; CAAX-protein geranylgeranyltransferase complex; protein farnesyltransferase complex. Lineage: Eukaryota; Metazoa; Arthropoda; Arachnida; Ixodida; Ixodidae.
CCCUGGGUCACGUGGUUGGCGGCGAUGGCGGACGACAAGUGGGUGCUGUACCGGGAGCGGCCCGAAUGGAAAGACGUGACGCCUGUGGCCCAAGACGACGGUGAGCGUCCGGUGGUGCGCAUAGCGUACUCGGAGCAGUUCCUCGAUGUGUUCGACUACUUCCGCGCCGUGUUGCGCUCGAACGAGCGCAGCGAGCGGGCCCUGGAACUGGUCACGGACGCCGCCUCGGUGAACCCGUCCAACUACACGGUGUGGCACUAUCGCCGACUCCUGCUCAAGGACCUGGCUGUCGACCUGGCCUCCGAGCUGAGCUAUAUCCACGCCGUCAUCGAAGAAAACCCCAAGAACUAUCAGGUGUGGCACCAUCGGCGUGUCGUGGUCGAGUGGCUCCAAGACGGCUCGGGAGAGAAGGCCUUCACGGAAACAAUCCUGAACAUGGACGCCAAGAACUACCAUGCCUGGCAGCACCGCCAGUGGGCUCUGGCAGAGUUUGGGCUGUGGGACCGAGAGCUGGACUUCACCACGCAGCUGCUCAGCAAUGACGUGCGCAACAACUCGGCCUGGAACCAGCGCUUCUUUGUCAUCAGCCAAACGGUUGGCUUCACUGAAGAAGUUGUGGAGCGGGAGUGCGCCUAUGCCAUGGAGUGCAUCCGCAAGGCACCGCACAAUGAGAGCCCCUGGAACUACCUGCGUGGUGUGAUUGACGCUGCAGGAGGUGCCGAACGGCCCGAGGUGCAGGACUUCUGCAAGAGCCUCUACGAGGGCAACUGCCGCGUAGCCUAUUUGCUGGCCUUCAUGGUGGAUUCGCUGGCUAGUCGUCUGGAGAACGAGCCAAAGUUAUUAGAGCUUGCACUCAAGCUUUGCCGCGUGUUGGCACAAGAGCAGGACGUCAUUCGACGCGAGUACUGGAAUUUCAUGGCACGUGACCUUGAAGCCCAGCACAGACGCAGCGAGGGAUGACGUAAAGGUUUAAUUGUGGUCUGGCUAGUGCGUUUUGUCUUCAGCCAAUGUUAUUUGGGGGAAAGUUACGUUGACACAAAAAGUGUGUAUGGUUGAAAAUUAGCUGCUGUGCCUGUUAAGGCUGAAUAUCAAGGAUUACCUUUGUACUGCAGUGGUAUAAUUACAAAGGACACUUCACACCACAGCUUCAGAUAUUGCAAACAGUGCUGAGCACUGUGCAUAGAAAGUUGCAUGACAUGUAUUUGUACUGCAACGACCAUUCUGGGGUUUUAGCGCGGUGGGAUACAUUGCAAAGGAAUAGAACAUAAUGGCACAUAAUAAAGAUGUACCGGUUACAAAAUCUGCAUAAAACUGGCGAAUCACUAUGAAAAUAGGGUGACGCAACCGUUAAUAUGGGUAUUAUUUUUGGCCCUGAAGACACGGCGAGGCGACCACACUUGCGGCACAGUCAAGACGAAUCCCCACAACCGAUGACGAACACCACAUGACCAUGAACAGGGAGUAAACUCGACUUGCUGCGCAACCAGCAGGAAGGAAGGAGGGAGACAGGAAAGAGCGCUGUCUCCCUCCUUCUUUCCUGCUGGUUGCACAGCAAGUCGAGUUUACAAGUAUGAACCCACUAGUCUGCAAAGAAGUAUUCAUCAACAUGGAAACACUGCUUUCAGCAGCAAAGUAUGUUUCAGUUAUCAAGAAAGGAUAAAAAGAACUGUCACAGGUCUACGCGAACAGUAUUGCUGCUAUGUUUAUUGUAGUCUCCUGACUUUUCGUCGAAGAAAUGAGUAAAAAAAAAAAAAACGAGUUUCAGCGUAAAGGCAAAUCAAUUAGUUUAAUACGAACAAAAGUAGUGUAAGCCCGUCGAUACGUUUUUCAGGAGACUGUAUAAGAAUGCGUAGGAGCUGUGAAAUGAAAAAUAUUAUAAAAUGAGUUCUAGUGAAAUGCACACUUUAUGUCAGUGCUUUUGCAUGAAAAAAAAAUCGCGCAGUGUUAGCUCAGAUAUUUUUUCACGGCUGAUCAAGAUAAGGCGAGUAAUAGACCUUUUUUCAAGCAAUCCCAGAAUGCCCUGCGAGCGUGCAGAGCACGAUGGGAAAGCCGGCUGUUCGGCUGGUCGUUGCCGCUGAGGAAGCACAAAACGAAAACAACACGUCGCUGCUUCUUGACUAUCCUUAAAUGGUAACGUGACUAUAGAGACAUAGAGUUUGGUACUUUAAUACCUAGAGGGGAAUCUGGCGCUAGUGUCUAUGCGGUCUCCUUCAGCGGCGCUUGAGCCACCAUGGGAAUGAUGGGAAGGACAGGCUUCGGAUCUGCUUCGGAUGGCUUUCGUUCUUGAGAUUCGCGACGCUUGUUUGCCGAGUGUAAAACAAAGUGUUAUGAAGUUAUUUCCAAUUAAAUCUUGCUUCAUUCUCUUGCACGUAAAGCUUAAUGCAAAAAGCUUGCGUGACCUGAGAUGGAAGUGAAACCUGGGCAAUUUCAACCACAAGGGUAUGCAUUGCUCUGCAGCUGUGUUCCAGAUUUGGCAUCACGAUAUAAUGAAUUAUUUUUUUUACAACACUUGAAAACAGACACGCUUGUUACCCCCUCGAAAGUACGCAACAUCUAUUGAUGGAAAUAACAGUACUGUAUUGAGUGACAAACACCUAACGUGUCGUCUGCUGCGAUGUAAGGUGUGUCUGUCUAAGUGGCCUGCCCCCAACGCAUCUCUCGUUUUAUUGUGAAGUCGAAUUGGAGGAGCGUGACGGUGCUUCUACUUAGCUUCACCGUCGUUUUGCAGUCGAUUUGAACGAGUUUCUUCAAUACGCGCUUGUAAAGAAACGUGAACUCUGUGCAGUAUUCUGCUCUGGCAGCGGUGAGUGCACGACGCUUUGCUAAAACUGUCAAAUACAACCUGUAAAGCUGCAACGUCGCAGUAAACCAAGAGAGCUAGUGGUCCUCAGCCUCUUUGAACAACAAAGGCACUGCUUGAGUGCUUUGCAACGCACGCCACUACCGACGCUGCGCGAAGAACGAAACUGAAACUAUAGAAAAAGAUCUGUAGACAGUUCGCUAGCUAACGCUAUCCAAUCCGAAGCGUGUACUUCCCAUCAUUCCCAUGGUGCCUCAACGAUCGCAGCGCCAGUUUCCUCUCUAGGUUAUUACAGGAAACUAUGACUGCACAUAUCGGAACGCAGCUGCAUGAAUCGCUACACAUGAAAUGUGAAAGUCAGUCUAGGCGUUACCGAGCACACAUAUGUAGCAGCUACGGCAUGCGCGUCACGGCGUGCCGGUAUCGGGAAGAUGUACUAUCGUAAGCAAUAUUAGCUGGAACACCGAUUAGACCUUUUUCAACCGAUCCCAGAACCCCCCGCGGGCGCGCGAAGCACUAUGGGAAAAGUGUGUACGGCGAGCCCGCCGGCUGUUCCGUCGCUCGCUGCUCGUUGGCGCCGUUGGAGCACUAAACGAAGAAAACGCUUCGCCGCUGGUUGACUAUUAUUAAAUCCUAAGUACUACACAUGUCUGAACGCACCUGCAUGUAUCUCUACGCAUGAAAUGCGAAAGGAAUGAUGCGGUCAGUGUAGGUAUUACCUAUCGGAUGUGUACCGGAUGUAGCAGUUAAGCAGCAUACGAGUUAUCACGUGCUGAUAAAUGCAGUCAAAACGUGCUACCGUGAGUAAUGUGAGCUUGAACACCGAAUUUGUAUUUAUUCAAUGAUUACUUGUUCACAAGCCGCUAUGGCAUUUAAUAUCAUAGCGGCUCAUGAUCGGGUUUAACAAAACUGUAGAGAGCUGUUACAAUGUUCAGUUAUACAGAUGAUUAUUUAAAUUUAAUUGAGAAGUCACGCGCUGUACAAAGAAGUGAGCACAUUCUAAACGUGUUUAAAGAAAAAGGGAUGGGACUAGAAUUCACAUGCGAGAUGCCUUGCUUCUGAUAAUUUGGAGUUUCUUGAUACAUGCUUUUAAGUUUCACUGCGGAGCAUGUUUGCGGGCAUGCAGUACAGCCCGCGUUCAGCGAAAUCGGUGUUUAAUUUCGCGUCAGCGCAUUCGAACAUUGUUAAACGAGGAAUUGUGAUAUCAUGAUUAAGCACAUCAUUGGAAAAAUACUUUCGCACAUUAGAUGAGCAGUAGUUUUCAGCUGCAAAGUGAUCAAAGAGGCGGGAUAUCCUGCGUAUUGCUGUAUCGGUUUGCGAAAGUCUGUUGUCAUGGGAAAGAAAGAUUAACACGGACGUCCUCCAUCCGUAAAUAAUGAAGAAACUAGAAAUAUUCCACAUAUGUAUAAGAAGUCGCAUGGCCUGAAGAAGGUGGAAGCGAUGUGUGGGUGAAGGUUGUGUCUGCCGCCCCAAAUAAGUUUAGUCGCAUUAAGGUCGCAGAAGUCUGCGAUGGGCAAAGAAAAAUGCAGUCAGAGGCAUGCCAAUUGUUUUGUAGAUUGUGUAGGAGUUAAGCGCAAAUUUUUCUUUCUUGUGUCCACAUGUACAUCAGCCAGAUUGGUUGAUGUAUUAAUAUGCGCCUCAGCGAGCUUCGAAAUUCAUUGAAUGGAGCCGUCUCAUCUCGCAUCGCAUUUUCAGUCAUGAAAAUGUAAUCCUAUCUUCGAAAGCACAGUAAUUUUGUACUAUCCACCUAAUCGGACAACCCGGGAAAUUUCGAAAGCACAUUAUGUCACAAAUAACGCCACACUUUGUGUCAGUCAACCUUCUGAGAAGUUACAAGACGAGGAAUUCAGCUUUAUUAAUCGACUGUAAGCACGCGCCUUGGUUGUCUGACUUUUUGUGCCUCUUUAUGACACGCGCGACGCACUCCCAUUUCUGUAUAUAUGCUUUUUUGUCACGCGUGCAAUAAACUUUCAGUUGUGUGUGA